GCAAGCAGUACAUCAGUCAGCUGUUAUUGCAGCACCCUUCCUUUAUGUUUGGACUGGAAACUUCCCUAAUGCAUUCUGUGGGAGCUGGAGGUCACCUCAACAUUAGAAGCUAAUUCCAGAGUUGCUUGGUCAGGGAAAGUCUUCCCAUAAGCUCCCUAUGAAGGUGGUGUAUGGAAAGUUAGAGUGGACCUACCAGACAAAUACCCAUUCAAAUCUCCUUCCAUAGGGUUUAUGAAUAAAAUUUUCCAUCCGAACAUUGAUGAAGCAUCAGGAACAGUAUGUCUAGAUGUAAUUAACCAGACGUGGACAGCUCUUUAUGACCUCACCAACAUAUUUGAGUCGUUCCUGCCUCAGCUGCUGGCCUAUCCCAAUCCAAUUGACCCUUUAAAUGGUGAUGCUGCCGCAAUGUACCUCCAUCGACCAGAAGAGUACAAACAGAAAAUAAAAGAAUAUAUCCAAAAAUACGCAACAGAAGAGGCGUUAAAGGAACAAGAGGAGGGUGCAGGUGAAAGUUCAUCAGAGAGCUCCAUGUCUGACUUCUCCGAGGAUGAGGCCCAGGAUAUGGAAUUGUAGUAGUGUCACCAUCCUCUUUCAAAGAGACAGACUAUAUAAUUUCCUAACCAUUGAAAAGCAGACUAUAAUAUUCAUAUUUAAAAACAAAAAAGCAAGUUUUUUUUAUUACUAAAACCAGGUUUUUAUGGAUAGCAUUGGUAUAUUAUCACCCUAGUUUUUUUCUCUCCUUGGUCAUUUCUCCAACUUGAAGUGCAUCUUACCGCACAUUCCACUAGCUGUGAGGCCCAAAUGCAUGCUAUCUCAUAACUUUGGUAUACCUAACUUGUAACAUGUUUUGACCCAAAAAUGGAAGAGAGCAAGAAAAAACGAACAAUGGAUUGGUGCAGAGCGGGAUAUCAACCAAGCAAGAGUGACUAUUUAUGCUGUCUGCUUCUCGAUCAGAAAAAACAGCGCUAGAGAGAACAGAAAGUUUCAGUAAAAUCGAAGCACAAUGGAAGGUUUAUUAGCAGAAGAAAAACUAACACAUUAUUUGCUCUGCAUGUUAUUUUUGGUUUCUAUUUUUUUUCCUCGUGAAUAAAAAUGGACGUACAGAUUAUCCAUCUUUUUUUUUUAUUGUGGCAUGAUAUGGAAGAAUACAACUUGUUUAGGACUUUGGUUCGUAAAGCAGAUUUAAUUAUUUAAAAAAAAAACCUAGUGUUUGUGGCUUUAACCUGAAGGAUAGUAUUAAGUAAUUACUAGGUAGUGGUGAACUUGAUUACUCUAAUUAGCACGUUGUAUUAUUAUUAUUGGGGAAAUACUUGCUGGCACCCUAUCUUGCUAUAUAGAUUUUUUUUUUAAAUGGCCUAUUGCUAUGUGCUGACUUAUACCUGUUUGACUUAUUUAGGGUUAGUUAGUAUGCUCGCUGGUGAUUUCAAAUAAAAAAUGUAUAUUUUCAUUGUUACAAUA
Messenger RNA from Chiloscyllium plagiosum (whitespotted bambooshark), 1458 nucleotides. It is a transcript of the gene ube2h, whose product is annotated as ubiquitin-conjugating enzyme E2H (UBC8 homolog, yeast). The record is from RefSeq and is a predicted model, not a curated record. Lineage: Eukaryota; Metazoa; Chordata; Chondrichthyes; Orectolobiformes; Hemiscylliidae.